GAGCUCGUUGAAACUACCUGGGCGCGUGCUCUCUCUGUAUGCGACUGGACAGUUUGCCAAACAAUUCGUCGCGGAUAUUUGCUCAAAUUGGCGUGAAGAGGUAAUUAAAUCUACUUAUUUGGCUGGCGAACCUUGCUUGGAUUAAAUGCACAUGAUUAUUUUUCUUGAAUUUGUCGGUGAGGGAUAUUCGUAGCCUAAAAAAAAGACGAAAAAUUGUUAAACGUUUGUAUCGUGUGGCUGUCCUGUCGUGUGAUUUCCCUCCUGUCUCGGUUACAUAAUUGUCUUUAAAAUAUUUUUCAAAAUAAAAUCUAAAAAAUCACCAUUUUGAAAUGAUAAAGGUGUCCGAAUCACCAUUUUUCGUUUAAAACUCGCGAGAAGACUUAAAAAUUAAUCAGCCUGUUUGCACACCUGGUGCCUGAAAAUGCAGUGCUAUAAAGCAGAGUUUCUGUACCCCUACUCAAACACAAAGCUUUAGGGGUAAAAGCAAAGUUUUAGAAACCUGAUGCUCUAAAAGGAAAUAAUCAGUAACCCACUUUUUUACACCUUCAUCUCCAAUUGCCUUUUUCCUUGUAUGCCUCCUGCUUGUAUAAUCUUCUUUAUUUAUGAUAGUAAUUAAAACUAGUUACAUGUAGAUAUUUUGUACUUUAUUGUCUUGUUGUACCCCUUCUCUGUGUUAGUCUAUAUAUUCCAUUUUAUUCACUUGAAUCAUGACAAAUCCACAGUGCUGAUGUACCUGCUGAUUUUCAAUGGUUUCUAUGGAAGUAAAUCUGUGCCAUCUGAUUUUGAAUUUGAAUUUUUAAAGCUGAAUUUUUUUUUGCAUCAAAUUCAGACUUUGAAUUUCAAAAUCAUUGAGUUUCAAGGACGCAUUUUUAUUUUCAUCAUCGUUUUCUUCCGCUUCAUCUGGGUCCGGGUCACGGGGGCAGCAGCAGUUUCAGUAGGGAAGCCCAGACAGCCCUCACCCCAGCCACUUCCACCAGCUCCUUCGGGGGGGGAUUCCCAGACGCUCCCAGGCCAGGCAAGAGAUAAAAUCCCUCCACCUGGUCCUUGGCUGGCCACAAGGUCUCCUCCCGUUGAGACAUGUCUGGGACACCUCUAACGGGAGGCGUCCAGAAGGCAUCCUAACCAGAUGCCCGAGCCACCUCAGCUGACUCCUCUCGAUGUGGAGGAGCAGCGGUUCUACUCUGAGCGCUCCUUACCCUAUCUUUAAGGCUGAGCCCUGCGAAGGAAACCCAUUUAGGCCGCUUGUAUCCGCGAUCUUGUUCUUUUGGUCAUUACCCAAAGUUCAUGGCCAUAGGUCAGGGUCAGCGUAUAGAUCGACUGGUAAAUUGAGAGUCUCGCUCAGCUCUUUCUUCACCACGACUGAUCGGUCAAGCAUCCGCAUCACUGCUGACGCCGCUCUGAAAUCACAGCGUUUUUGUUUGUGACACUAAUAUUUUUUACAAUGAUGAAAUAAAUUCAGUGUUUAAAAAAGGUCUCUCAUAAAUAUUCAUCUAGUAAAAAUUCGACUUAAAAAACUGUAAAAAAAAAAAAAUCAACAUAAAAAAAAUUUAGUGUGAAAAAAAUCAGUGUAAAAGAGACAUCCAGGUAACCAGGUAGAAGUAAUUGAUUCCUGACGCAAUCAUCCAUUGUCCAGCCAAUCAAUUAAUGCUAGAUUGGUCAUGUGUCACAGAUUUACUUCCAUACACAGACCCCAGUGGAAGAUUAAAUCCAAUCGAUAGCUUCUCCCUGGUUACCCGGGUGUUGAGUCGGUCUCUUUUACACUGAAGUUUUUGACACAGAAUUAUUUGACACUUAAUAUUUUUUUUUUUAUGUUUAAUUUUUUUGAAAACCAUUUUUUUAAGUUGAAUCUUCACUAAACAAAUAUUUUGAGAGACAGAUUUUUUUACACCAAUUUUUUUCCGUCAUUGUGAAAAAAAUUAGUGUCAGAAAUAAAAAUAUGUGCUUGAAAUUCAAAGUCUGAUUUUGAUGCAAAAAAUUUUCAGCUUUAAAAAAAAUCAAAAUCAGAUGGCACAGAUUUACUUCCAUAUAUUUCUCUUUGUUUUGUAUUUUUGUGUCUUUAGUUACUUUGAAAAACUGUAAAAUAAGUUUGGUUUCUCUUGUUACAGACUUCAGCCUCGCCUUUAGCCAGGAAACCAGCACCGCAGCCCCGCCGUCAGCAGCAUGGACUACUACGCGUCCCAAUCGAAUCGCCGCCACAACCCUGUGGACAGCAUCUGCCGUAAACUGCAGACCAUACAGUGGCGUGGUGACCGAGAGCCAAAUUCGCCGUUCCAGAUUCCCAAACUCUCCUCCAACAAUUACGACAGCCCGCAGUACGGCUUCAGGCACAACCUGGAGGCCAUCCUGAAGAAAGGGACGCUGCACCGAGACGAGGUGGAGAGGGGGAAGGAGAAAGUGAAGCAGAAGGGGAAAGGGAUGGGUAUGCAAGGCUCUGCAGCUUCCCGAAGGAGCAGCAGAGGUCCUUCGGUCCCUCUGUCAACCCAUUCCACCCCAACGUGCAAUCCCCCCACUCCAGCCAAUGUCACGUACACUAUCACAAGCACUCUGGGAGAGAGGAGAGGCGCUGACGGGAGUGACCUCAACAAAGCGAAGACAUGGCAGAGGUAUUACUGCUCCACACCUGCAGGCCAGUCCAAAGACUCCCCUUACUUCACAUUCACACAGGGGCCUCAGUCUGCGCAGCCGGAGAGCGAACCGCCGAGCAGAAGCCCCCCUCUGUCUCGUACCUUCACCCCAAACCAUAGCACCGUUGCCUACAACCUGAACUUUUGCUCAGGAGACGCGGGGAACUCCACAGAGUGCGAGCUGCCCUACCCGGCCCUGGUUGUGAAAAGAUUGUCCCUGGGAGAUCAUGGAGGUAGGGAGCAGAGGGAUGGACACCUGCUGCAAUCAGGAAACAAAAGUUCAGAGAAGACAGCAGUACUUCCAAAAAAAAAAACAAUUUUCUUUAAUACUCUCUGUGCCGCUCUAUUUGCCGGAUGUUUCUUAUGAGCAGAAUUUUUACUAUUGUCCUAUUUGGUCCAGAAUUUAAUUUAUUUUUUUGUGCACAGGCUGAAAAUUAUUAGUUUUCUUCUCUGUGGAUGUAGGGUUUUAUUGAAUAGUACCAAGGAUUCAGCUUCUCUCAUAUUCAAGUCUGUUUUUCCCCUCAAGGAGAAAAACUGUGCUGAAAAGAAUAUUUUACUAAGAGAGACUGGAUAACUGACCACGCAAACCAAACAAAACCCCCAAGGACUUUAGAAACCAGAGAGCCUUACUUUUUAAAUUCAGAGCUAAACCAUUUUUGACGAAUUCUGUCAUUUUAAUGAAGUCUGAAAAUCUACUUUAAAACCUAUUACACUCAAACAUUUCUCAGUGAAUUCCUCCAAAGUAAAAGCGUGACCCGGACUUUUAAAAAGUCAUUAUUUUGAAGGGGGAAAGCGGAAGAGUGGAGGCCAAAUGCAGUCCUUCUGAUAAGUUAUUAAACGAACUAACCUUGUGUCAACUAUUUUUCAAAUAUCUGUCCAUUGUUGUGCUUUUGUAGGGGGGAAUUUUGUCAUGUUCCUGGUUUGCUAUUCAACUCAGCACAUCAUGUUUGUUGUUUCUUUUAUAUCCGUGCCCAGGAUCCUCACUGACCUCCGAAAACAGAAGAGAAAACAUGGCAGAAAUCAGCCUUAUCUGCGAGGAGAAUCUGCUGGAUACCAUCUUCCACGCUUGUGACACCCAACGCCGAGGUAGACCCGCACGAACGCUCGCAUGCUGUUGUAUUCACACUGUGAACCGCAGUGGGUUCAUCCAAUACAAUACAAUCCAAUACAAUCUGCUUUAUUUAUAUAGCACAUUUUCAAAAACAUUCAAGUUUACCAAAGUGCUGCACGGUAAAAUUAAAAGAACAAACAUCAAGAGGAAAUUGAUAAAAACAGGUAAAAGAAAAAAACAUUUAAAAUGAAAUAAAAUAAAUGAAAUUAAAACACAAAAGCAUAAAAGGACAGAGAUCACACAACUCUCAUGCUGAACUAAAAGCCAAGGAAUAAAAAUGAGUUUGAAGACGUGAUUUAAAAGUAGAAUUUUGGGGACAACGAGUUGGAGCUGAUCAGCAGACCUUUAAACAUUUAAGAGAUCAGAGAUGUACUGUGGUGCUGAUCCAUUUAAAGAUUUAAAGACAAUAUCAUUUUAAAAUGAAUUCUAAAAUGAACAGGAAGCCAAUGAAAGGAUGCCAGAAUCGGAGCGAUUCAGCAGCAUUUUGGACCAACUGUAAGCGUGUGAGGGAUGCUGAUUGACACUGACGUAAAGAGCAUUACAGUAGUCGAAAUAAAAGCAUGAAUGACUUUCUAAAAAUCAUUAAAAGAUAAAACCGAUUUAACUUCAGAUGAUAAAAACUGAAUUUAACAACAGAGUUGAUUUGUUGAUCCAAUUUAAAAUCAUUGUCAACUUUUACACCAAGAUUUAAAACUGUGGGUUUAAAAUAAGGUACGAGAGGGUCCAUCUCCCUGAGGGGUUCCCCCACUGGAGCCAAAGACAAGCAAAGUGUGAUUGUCGGACGUUGAAUUAUAACAAAUCAUCAAGUAUUUAAGUGUGAUAUUUAUGAGUCAGAGUAAUUAUAUCCCUCUUAGCAGUCACAUAAUAUCAGCAUUGUCUCGAGUGAAGCAUGCUGUGUCGCCUGCUGAUCAUGACAGGACCUGCUCCCUACUCCUGGUGCUGCUGCACUCCCACUUGUCCUGAAAAGUUCGAUGAAACAGACACCGUUAGAGAGGGAUUUUGGUUUCUUUUCAUUGCCUCAUCUUUUAGAGAGAUUGCAGCCCAUGCAGUGAAGAAUUUUCACUCAGUUUUUGUGGAAAUAUCACAGAAGAGUAUCCUGUAUAGGCGUCUAUUGCAGGCUGUUGUAAAAGUACCUUUUAAAAGAAGCAGAAUUUAUGUUAAAUAGAAAAGUAUUCAGCCCUAAAGACAGCUUUUGUCAGCUACAGUGCUCAGCAUAAAUGAGUACACCCCUUCAGAGUUGUCAGAAAUCCUUGAGUUUUCCUUUCAAAAUCAACAAGAUUUUUUAAGUUGCAAACAAAAAAGUAUUUUUUUCAAUUUAAAAUCAGGAUGCAAAAAUGAGUACACCCCAAUUAAAGUUCUGAAAGCAGAGCUAAAUUUUAGUUAUUAUAUCGCCCUUAUUUUCAUCUUAUGGUAAAUAAAAUGUAACUGUCAAAAAUUGUUCUUUUGCUUAUCUAGAUUUUGAGUAAUACAUUACUUUUAACAGAGGGUGUACUGACUAACGCUGGAAACUGUGAUUUCAAAAGCCUUAAGUGUAACAGAUUUUGCUGUUUGAAACUGUAACCAAACAAAAACAAAUAGUUAAAGCUGCCUCGGUCCUGAUGGUGUAAUAUGAUCAGAUGAGCGAGUAUUUUUUCUUGACCUUCCAGGUAAAGUGUACGUGUCUCACAUCGUGGAUUAUCUGCGGCACACCACCAGCCGCAGCUCAGAAGACAGCGGGCUGGAGGAACUUUGCAACAUGCUCGAUCCGGAGCAAAAAGACGUCUCCAUAGAUCUGGACACUUACCACGCCGUCAUGAGGGAAUGGAUCGAUGACUGCCGCAACAACGGGUACUAAAAAGAGCUGAUUAGAUACCAGAUUUCGAGAAAACUGCUUAAUUCACAGUUAAAUUUAAAGCUUUAAGAGUUUCUUGUAGGAUUACAGGAACAGUAAAUAACUUGUGUUGCUCUAAAUGCUUUUUGACCAGAUUUUUAAAAAUAUUUCUUUGUCUUUUUUUUUUAACUUUUUUGUGUCUGAACAAGAUCUGAACAAUGAAAAAACACGAUUAACCAGUUUUUCCUGCAUAUUCAUCAUUGAAGUUAACAACCAGGAAAGAUUGCAGUGUCCUCAUCAGCCUUCCUUGUGCCUUUACAGAGAAUAGCCGCUCAUCUCUUGUGUCUGGGUUAUGCAAGUAAAUGUUGUGUAGGAGGGCCGUGUAUCAGAUGAUGGAGCUGUGCUGAAACUAUUCUCCCCCGUAGUUUCAGCUAUGUGCAUCUCAGAUGUCUCAGUUGUGCGUCAUCAUCCAGUGUUUGUAUGAGGUCUAGGUCAAAUGUGCAUUUGUAUUUGAGUUUUGACAAACUGGUAAGAGAGAAUUGUUCAGAUUUUUGGAUGAUUUGGUUCCAAAACUCACACUUAAAUAUAUAAACAAGGGUCCAAAGAAGUCCUUGAUGAUUCUGUUUCUGAGGGUUACUACUUCACCUACAGUUCAACACACCUUUUUAGAUAAUUGGCGGACAACACUAGUGUAACUGCCAAACGAGUUAACCGUUAUUUUCUUAAUAUCACUGAGGAUGAUUUUUGGACCGAGCUGAAAGCCGACUGUUUAAAGUGCUGAGUGUGCCAGGCACCGAGAAUCAAACAGUUCACUAAAGUAUUACAAACAUGUUUCCAAGAGUCUAAAAGCAACAUUGUGCUGCACGCUCGUUUGCCAGAACCUUAAAAGAUGAUCAUGAAAGGAUUGGUCUUUCUAUGUUGAUUUAAAAGUUUUCUGUUUUAUUUCAGAGAAGAGCCGACAGAGGACACCACUCAGGAUUCAGUCAAAGUCAGAGACAGCUUAUCUGGUGAGUGGGCUUCUACUGUAACAACUCGUGUGUCUGUUUUUCUUUUUUUUUUUUUUGCUCAUUUUGAUGUUUUUUUGGUGUUUCAGCUCGAAGGUCAACGCUGCUUAAUGUGACCUCUGGAAGCUUGGAGGGCUUUGGUGGAGAGGUGUCCAGAGCAGAGUUGUAAGUGAUAUUCGUGUGUGUGUGUGUGUGUCUUGGUGAGAUUGUGUGUAAAUCCAGAAUACUGUGUCUUAUUUUGUCUGUAGAUGACCGCCCACAGCUGCUGUUGUGGUUCCUGAAUUACUAGAUUUCCAUGGCGGUUGAAAAAGCUCUAAGUUACUAACCGGACCUUACUCCUUUACUGUCUCUGAAUGGUGGAUUCAUUACCCAGAGUCCUUUUCUGAGUUUAAGAAAAAACUAAAGACCCAGAUCUUUUGAAAACACUUCACUGUGGUCCUCUGUAGACCCUAGUGGUGAACUAAGUACCGUAUUUUUUGCACUAUAAGGCGCACUUAAAAUCCUUUUUGCUUGUUGGAGCACUGCAGCUUCUGUAGCCUCGCGGAGUUAUUGAAUGAGUUAAAUAAAGUUUGACUUAUCUGACUGAUUUGUUUGGCAUCAUGAGCUUUAUAAUCCGGUGCGCUUUAUGUAUGAAAAUAGACGCGUUCAUUGAUGGUGCGCCUUAUAGUGCGAAAAAUACAGUAGACUGGAUUACUUGUGGUCAGCAGAGUCCCGAUUUGAGAGUAUUCUGAAUCAGCUUGCACAUAAUGGGUCUCAUUUGUAAAAGGUGAAUAUUGGUACUAAAAAGAAAUGACUCUGGAUCGUAGACUGUAUAUACUAUGGACAACUUGGCUCCGCCUCCCGUCAUUAUACGAAUUUGAAGCCGAAUUGGUAUUUCUGGGAUUUUUUCCACUUCCUGAAACCACCUGUUGCGCAGUAGUAUUGUACGCAUUCGACGGGAGAGUCGCUGUGGUGACACUCAGCGCAAACGGCGUAUCCCCCGGGUGAGCUAUGCAAUCUUCGUACACCUGUAGGCUAUAACAAGUGUCAAUCAUAGAAAACAUGAUGAACCCCCUAAUAACUCUUAAAAACAGAGCUGUACAGAAAAAAGAGGACUUGAGCACAAACCAGUCUGACAAUAACUACAUGUCAACAUCGCAACCAGGGGGGAAAAAAAUGUAUAUUCUGUGUGAUUAAUUUCUAAAGUUUGUUCACAGCCCCAUAGGGAUUGCUGAAGUAGGCGGGAUUUAUGACCUAAACUGCAGCCUGUCACCAGAGGGUGCUGUUCAGACGGCGUCCAUUCUAUAUACAGUCUAUGCUCUGGAUUUGAUCUGAGUUUUCAUGGUCCAUGAAUAAAAGCUAAUGAUAUUUAUGCCGAUGGUUUUAAUGGAAAAGAAGAUUUUGAUGAUGAGAUGGAUAUUGGUAACUAGGAAUCUAGAUGAUUAAUUUACGAUGGCUUAAAUUAGAAGGGAAAAAAGCAAAAACAGCUUUUUGUAAAACUGCAUCUUAGCAUGUUUGAUUGGACUUAAAUCAGGUUGGAGGCGAGUAUUUAUCCUGCUGCUGUUUGAUGAUUGUUGCUGAUUGAUGGAUCAAUAAAGUAGCCUCUGUUUCACAGCUGUGUGGUUAACAUAAGAAACUCAGGGUGAGACUAAACAGAGGCAGAACUUAACUCCUCCAGGGUGUGUCUUCGAUGUGCAGGAAAGGAAGCUCAGCCUGAACUUUAUCUUUGUUUAUUUUUUUUGUGCUUCACUUGUCAGUGAGACAUCGGAGCUGGUGUACUGCCUCGCUGACCUUCAGAUGAACAACCAAAAGCUCCAAGAAGAGGUGAAGAAGCUGAAGCAGACGGUGGAGGGCAUGGAGGAUAGCAACCAGAAGCUGGCAGAGGAAAAUGAGGAACUCCGCAAUCAGGCCAGAGUGUAAAACACCUUUUGGAUACACAUGCUCAUGCACAGCGUAGAUUCACUGGAGCACAAAUCUGUUUGUGACGAUUCAUCUCUCGUCUUUCAUCGCUCAGCACCCAGCAACUGGCCCAGAAGGAGAAGAUGCUGAAGGAGGAGGUGGAGGAGAUGAAAGCUACGCUGAGCUGCACAGAGGAAGGCAGAGCUCGUGCCUCCGCCCACAGCAAACAUGUGGUCAGUGAAACCGACAAAAUAAUCAAAGAUAAACAUGCUCCUUCUUGACUGUCUGGGUAUUCUCCUAAACUACAAUAUUUCAGACCGUUUCAGUCCUGUACCUUAUUCUACAAAGCCCUUAGUCUUUCUACAUUUACCAAAGUUUCAUGAACAGAUUCAGGGAUUUUUGGAGCAUGCAUUCAUGUAACCUUUGUCCAUGAUUGACUGUUUUACAGGAGAGGGAAAACCAGAGUCUGAUCGGCAAAAUCGCUUCUCUCCAGGAAGAGGUAUUUCAUCAAGAGGAAGUUAUUUUGAGAAGUUGACGGUAAAGUCAAUGACCUGACUUAAGAGAGAGAACCAGUUGUGCUCAACCUUUCCUCGAUAGCUGACUGAGAGACACGAUCAUAAGUUUGUUCUUAAACUGCUUUGAUGGCUUCACAGAACUUCAAGGUCACCAUGGAGAUGGACGAGCUUCAGAGGAGGAUAUCAGAGCUGUGCGACAUUAACGCUGACCUUCAGGUACCUUUUACAGCCUUUUUCUGUCAGACUUCAACGUUACAUCUCAUGGUUUUUGUACUCUCCUCUCAUCCUGUCGUGGGAGGAUGUCAUCCUUCCUUAUCCUGAGAACGACCCUCAUGUUGUAAAUCCGUCUGAAGCUCAAAAGAAACGCUGUGUAUUAUUAAGUGAAUACGCCUUCACUGUCCUCAGGUGCAAAUUCACUCUUUUGAUGCUGUCAACAGCGAGAAGGACGCUGUGAUACAGGAGGUCAGUGUGUUGUUACAAUACAAAUUUAUCUAUUCCCAUUGAGCUCGGGUUUUUAUUAUUAUUUUCUUAAUAUUUCUCAAAGUCAUCCCGGUCUCUUUUACCUCCUUUUAUAGAAGAGCAGACAGAUAAACGAGCUGAAGGCAGCAGUGGAGGAAUAUUCAUCCAUCACGGAGGUGAGUGUGUUGAACUCGCCUCAAAAAAACUUCCUUAUAUACUGGUUUUCUCCUUUUUUUCUCCCAGCAAUCAUGAAUUUCUUGUUUGUUAAGGUGCAAUAUAAAUAAAUACCUCGCACUUUUAAAUGUCAGAAUUUUUGAACACGCUUGAUUCUCGCUUAUGUAGAUCGAGUCAAAAAACUCUUAUCAGCAUGUGAGUCACUGGCAUUUUGUUAGCGACUGAAUGUGGGAAUUUAAUCACCUGCUGUCCUUGGGCGCUCUGGUCUUGCGGUUUGUUCCAGCUGAGGAAGAGCAGGCGCAGAAAUGGACUGUCAAAGUCAUGUUGAUUUUCUUCUUACUUUUGCUUCCAGCUGCUGAGGGCGGAUAAAAGCAAACUGGAGAAUCAGAUCCAGAUGUUGCAUCCGGAACUGGCAGGGUAAGUUAACCAACUAACUAACUAAUAACCCAGGAGCUGAGGUAUUUCAGGCACUGGUUAGUCAUGAGUUUUGGAUUUUUACACUGUCGGAGAACCUGCAAAAUCUCACAGUAACUUAAGUUUUGCAUGCUCCUUUUUAAAUUAUGUAAAGUAUUCGUCUUUUACGAUAAUGUCUCUUUGUGACAGAGCCGGCCUGUCCCUGUCGGUGGCCUACAGGUUGAACCAGAGCAGCUCAGGAUCCUUACAAACAGAACUGGCCCUAGCACAGUCACCACUGGAGGUCAGCACUCUCUUACUCCAUUUGCCUUUUUUACUCACUCACCUCUCUGUCUCUCUUCCCCUCCUGCUCCUGUUCUCAUUUAGUGUUGAAUUCUGAGAAAUAAUAGCUGCUCUUUCUUGCCUUAAUGCACCCUCGAAAUCCACACUAAGCACCACGUAGAUGUGUUGUUUUGUUCCGUUCUGAGUAAAUAUUGCUCUCUGCAGCAGGCCCCUCAUGGAGUCGACCUUUUGUCCACCACGAUGAGCUUCGCCUCUCCUCUGGAUGAGACCCUGGACAGAGAAGUGCUGUUGAUGCUGCAAGGACCCAGCCCUGAACACAUGGCUCAAAACAUGAAGAGCCUCCUAGACAAACUGGUAACCAAGAGUGAUCGAGUGUGUGUGACGGAAAAAGACAGCUUAUAAAUAACUGUUAUAGCUGUGAAUGUAAAUUGUCUAGUUGACUGAAACCCAGCUGUCUUAUUUUGUUUCUCUUUUUUUUAAAUGAAAUAGUUGUAAAUCUAACUUUGACUUUUACAUCUGUGGUAAUGUUGGUGUCUCCAGUUUUUGACUCUCUGUCUGUUUUUCAGAAACGAGAUUUUAGAGAAGACAGUGAAUCCGUCUUGUCUCGAGUGAAAGACCUGCUAAAUGACCACAUACAGCCAGGGGAUAACGUCCCCGCCAGUCUACAGGUCAGACAACACUCACACUCUUUUAAAGACUGAGGCGGCUUAGGCACAGUGGUAGAGUCGGUUGUCUCCCAGUUGGAAGGUCAGGGGUUAAACCCAUAGACUGUAUAUAGAAUGGAUGCCGUCUGCCUCCUCGCCGGGGUGAAGCCACCGCGAGAACAGCACCCUCUGGUGACGGGGUGCAGUAUAGCUCAUAAAUCCCGCCUACUCCAGGAAUCCCUAUGAAGCUGUGGACAAACUUUAGAAAUAAAUUCUACACAAUAUAAAUUAUUCUCCCCCCUGCUUGCGAUGUGGACGCAGUUGUGCUCAAGUCAUUUUUUUCUGUACAGCUCCGUUUUUUUUUAAAGUUAUAAGGGGGUUCAUGUUUUACUUGAUACAGCCUAUGGGCAUACGAAGAUUGCAUAGCUAACCCAGGGGAUACGCUGUUUGAGCCGAGUGUCAUCAUAGCGACUCCCAGGGACUCUCCCGCUGAAUGCGAACAACUUUUCGGCUUCAAAUCUGUAUACUGGCACUUUGAGACGACAGAAAGUGCCAUAUAAACAUAGUCCUGUUAGUGUGCACUGGGAGUCUAACUCGACCACUUCCUAUCAAAAUGAAAAUUCCAAGUUCAGAGAGUGCCACAUUAAUAUCAUCCGUAUGCCUCCAUUUGUGUUUACAUGCUUAAGUCGAAGUUGAUUCCAGGCUGAAAAAGAGCAUCUUAACACUUUCUUCGAUAUGACUCAUGAAAUUAUGCAAUGUGAUCUCCAUCUCGCUCUCCCUCCACCUGUUGCACUCUCUUUUUCUAUCGCUGCCUUUCUGCUCUUUCUCUCCCUCCCACCCACUAUCUCACCACAUCUCUAGAGAUCUCACACUUAUAUAACUCUCCAGCAGGCCCCAUCCAAGCUGUGCUGUUUAGUCAGUGUGUCGUACCAUGAACGCAACCCACUCCCCUCCUCCUCCCUCAAUCCAACUUUCUGUAUCUCUCUUUCUCUCCCUCUCUCUCUCUCUCUCUUUCUCUCCCCCUCCUCUUGCAUUGUUGCCACUCUGCAUUCAUUAACCACGUACUGGCAAACAGCGGUAAACAUACCAAAUGAGACAGAAAUCAUUAGUGGAGCAGAGCUGUACCAGUGUUCCUCAGUGUUCGCUCCGCAUGCAGGAAAGAUUUGGUGUCAGAACUUAUCACAGGGAUUAAAACAGCUUGUUGCAGCAACCUGCGGCCUUUCACCUGAGCAAGACAUCAACCCCCUCGGCCUUGUCCUCCCUACAGACAGCGCAGGCCGAGCUGGAUGCGAGAAGGGACGACUGGGCCCUCAGCUUGGACCAGCUAGCCCAGUACACAGACUCGCUGGAGAAGGAGCUGAUUAAAAUGGCCAGUAACAUGAGGAGAUCGCGCACUGAGAUCCUGCACCUUUCAGUCAGGUGAGUAAAGCUCUGUUUGCUGCUGUGCGUGUGUGUUAGUCGUCUGCAGAUCGCAUGAUGUCUGAGAAUUUUGCAUGAGAGCAGAGAAAAAGAAAAAUAAAGGAGGAGGAUGUGCGAGGAUAUCUCUGCAGAGGAUCUCGUCCUGGCUGAUUUGAGAGUACGGUAGGUUUAUACUUCUCGGAGGUUGAGUUGCUCUCGUGCAGCCGUGAUCUCAUUGGCUGAAUUAAACCUGGUAGGCAGAGCUCAGCAGUUCAUUUCUGGCUAAGUAAGGUAAUGCUGAUCCCACUGAAAGAGGAAUAGUUAGAGAACUACAAGCCCAUUAAAUCCAGCAGUAUGCUUGCCAAAUUAGAGGAGCAGUCGAGGUAUAAUGAGCUGGUUAGCCUGGCUGACUCCACAGGGUCAUAGAAACUUUUGACUGUGUCUCUUAGCCUGUUGAGGCACCUACAGACCUAGUUCAAAAUGGAUAAAAAAGCUUUUUACUUCACAAUGUAAUGAGGAUGUGUUCAUAGAUUUUUUUUCUGGAGAAAUUCGCAAUAUAAAAUGUAUUAAAAAGUUCCACCAGUUUGAGUUAGAGCUCUACAUAAGUGUGCAGCUCUGUGCUCUAGUUCUUGGUCUCAGUUGGGCAGUCAGUCGUGUGAGAGGGGGAAAGUCCUGUCAAUCAGCUGACCCUAAUGACCCUAGAAGGCCCGCCUUAUGAGGUUUGGAUCCGAGCCAAAAAACUGGACCUCACUCUGACUCUUUGUGGAUGAAUUUGCCUUGUGCUGUGUGUGUGUGUCUGUUUGCCUGUGUGUUCAUGGAGACGGACAUCCCCUCCAGAUAUAUAACAGAGCUAAUGGGAUACCGCACCAGACCAGAGAAGGGGAAACUGGUCAGGCUGUCCAGCUGGGAUUUACUGGUGCUCAGUUUUCAGGGCGAACUCAGAAACUCAGAAAGUUUGUUCGGGUUUUGAUCUGGAGUGGACUUCUCGGAGUAGGAAUGGAUUUAGGACAGGAACAGGGUUGUAGGUCAAACAUUCAAUGAUCUGUGUGGAGUCUGAAACCAGAAGGUUGGGCGAGGACUGGGAGACAAAACAGUGAGGUGAAGGCACUGUUACCGGGCCAGUCGGGGAACUGGCGCUGGUCACCCUGGGCAACAGAAUGGGACACUGCAUGGGCCUGCGGAUUGGGUACAGUAUGUCCACUGUACUCUCUUUGUGCAUAUGUUCUUAUUUAAGAUUUCUGGACGGCAAAAACACUGCUCUGCUUAUUAGUACGGUUCCACUAGAUUUCCCCGUAAGAACGCUUCAUCCCUCAGCUGUUUUUCCUGAGCGGGAUCUUUGCAUUCUUGCAUUCAGGGUGCAGGAGCAGGAGAACCAGAAGCGGCAGCUGUGUGAGGAGCUGGAGCAGCUAAAGACACCUCAGGACAGCAGAGAGGCCUCAUGCCAGACACCUGUACCAGAGGAAGAGGUAACAAAACGUUUGAGCUAUUUAAGACAAUGUUUCUGUGUGUUAACCAUCGAUACAGCAGAAGGAUUAGCUCGGAAAGUAGCGCCUGUAUUCAUACUGUAUUCAGACAGAUGGAGUAUCUGGGAGAAGAGCGCUAAGUGCGAGUUGGCGGCUGAAGUGGACAUGUGCACCCACACACAGGCACAAACGCACACACACUAACACACACACAUACAAUCAGAUGCGACCACACACCUACGCACUGCUCCUGGAACAAAAAAAUGCACUGACGCACGCUUGAACAUUUCCCUUACAGCACUAUUGUUUCACUGUCUCUGAGUCGAUUCAUUUGCAUACAGUUACAAAUCUGAGAAGUAUCGCUGUGUCUUUUGAAAAUCAUUUAAUUGGUUAUGCUCUGAAGCAGUGAUUGUAUUUCUCUCUUGACUCAUUUGUCAAUAAAAUGAGAUCUUGUGUAUUUUCUUUCUUUGCUGAGAUAUUGAGUCGUUUUUUCUGCCUGCAAAAGUACUUUGCUGCUAAGGUAUUUCUGCAUCUCACCUUUGCACCCUUUUAAGUGAGAAGUUGUCCUUGUUUUGCUUUAUUUCUUUUUAGGCAGGAGAUGACUUGGACUGGGACGAGGAGUUUGCCCUUCAAGACUUCCUAAAGAACGAGUUGGCGGAGAGAAACUGCAAAGGACAGGGAGGGCUACCCAACAACAACAAGCCGGAGGAGACGGCAGAUAAGCUAACAGACAGAGGGGAAGAGGAGGAGGGGGAGGAGAAGUGGACGGUGGUGGACACAGCAGGAGCAGGAGGAGGAGAAGUGAGGGAGACAUCUACUCCACAGCCUGGCUAUGGUGCAGCAGGAAGUGGUCAAGGUUGGUGCAGGAAUAUAAUAAUACGAGUCAACUUUUAUUUAUUUUUACCAGAUUAAAUCUAUGAUGUUACCCCUCAAAGAUGAGCCUUUUAAAUCUGAGUUACUCCAGAGCCAAGAGGAACCUCACAGAGCCAAACCAAAUAGGGCUAAAUAUGAUAUUUCUGGAGCCCUAUUUGAUCACUGCUCAAUCUGUUUCCAGUUCUGUAUCCUCGUCAGAAGGAUUAACAGAAGAUAUAAACCCUGAGCCAGCCAGAAUACGAGUUGAUACAGAAUAUGUCCCUCUGUGCAGGAGAAAUCAUAGUUUCAUCCAGACAGUAUCCUUAUUAUUUAUCUCCAUAUUUCCAGCUCUUGAUACAACAGGGUUCCUACGCAAGUAUGGAAGUAAUUUGAUCAAUUCCCAGGUCUUAAAAAGUACUUUUUAGGUUUCCAAUGUUUUCUAAAAUCGAAAAGUAGGUAUUUCUAAAAAAUGAUUUUAAAAAGUAAGGUAUGGAAAAGUAUGUACAUUCCAACUGUGUAGAAACCCUGAUUUAAUCCCCACCUACAGGAAGAGAAAAAGCAUAUUUCUAGUGCUGACUUGUAGCUUGUUUGAAAAGGAAUGAUUAGUUAAACUUAGUAAUCAUCUUUAAUUGUUGAUUCGUGUGUGUGUGAGAGGGAAAGGGAUGGAUGUGGAUUAUCACUUUGUAAUCCAAGGGAGGCACAGGGCACUUAGCCACCCUUGAAGCCCCAGUCCAGUGCACACACACACACACACACACUCACUCACUCACUCACUCACUGUAAGAUACUCACACACACACACUCACACACACACACGCUCUUAGGCCCUUGGAAGUAGACCCCUGCCUUCUAUGGUUGUUGUGUCCGCGGUCUUAUAAAGGUUUUUGUGUGUGUGAGAGCGAGUGUGUUUGUGGUUUCUACACAGUAUGUGAAAUCCUCUCUUCCUCAAGGUCCUUGUAUGGCCAGGUGUACGACUAACUCGGAGGCAGAAGUGAGCCCCGGUAAUCCCUCAUUCCUCUGCCUGCAUGAGCAGCUGGCAGGAAGAGAGUCCGAAAAACUACAGUGCGAAUGUGGUCAUUAAUGCCACCUUAGCCAUGCAUGGUAUUUUAACCUCUCUGCCCCUCCCCCGCAGCCCAGUGCCUUGCAUAAUAAGACAGUCUGACCCUUUUAUGGUAGAGGUGAGGAGGUUGUUUUUGGGUGAAAGGCUUUUAAAGAAUUUUGUAUUGUCCACUUUUCUUUUCCUCCUGUUAUUUUUUUACUGAUUAGUACUUUAUCUCCUCCUCCUUCCUUGUUUGUGUUACAGGCUCUCAAGAGUCCCGGCCAGAGGUGAACUCUCAAUCUUUACAGGUAAAUUAACUUUGAAAUUAUCUAGUAAUUGGUUUAAGAUCUUGUUUGUUCUCAGAUGCCCUCAAGUUCUCGAGUUGCGCUUGUUAUUUCUUGUGUCUUGAAACACGUCGAGACAGAGGAAAUGUUUACCGACGCUGACUGAGUGUGUUAAUUGAACACCGCAGAGUGGAUCUAGCAGUGAUCUUGUUUGCAGUCGAUCUCAUUAGAGAUCCUUUUGCCUUUAGCUCAGUGCAACAAUGCAAUAUCUGAUCUGAUCACAGCAUGAGGAGAUUUGGCAGAUAUGGAAAUAUAUAUAUACUGAAAACUGCAAAAAGAUUUACUGUUUCUGUCAUGAUGAAACUAACGGGGCGCAGAAUAACACCGGACAAACAAUUAGAUGAUUCAGAGAGGUUACUGGAACAUGUGUUUUCAGACUUGGUGUUAGGGCUGGGCGAUGUAGCCUCAAAUCAAUAUCACAAUAUUUAGAUCAGUUCACCUCGAUAACGAUAAAUGGACGAUAACUACUCCACAAGCUGCUCACCCCCUCCCACAUUAACUUUGCCUACUCCAGCCGCUACAACUUCUUAAAGGGACAUGAGACUAUAGUCUACCUACACACAUCCAAAACCAACUUUUAUUCAUUCCAAAUAUACCAAUAUGGGCAAAAUGGCAUCGGUUAUUGAAGUAAAUUUCUGUAUUGGUAAAUAUUCGGUUCAUCGGCUCUAGUCUGAGAGAUCUAAUAGCAGAAAUUAUACUUUCAGUUGAUUUAAUAAGAAUAUACACUCAAACUGGGCAAAAUAUUUAAAAUAUUAAAGUUCACACUAAAAACUGACCCCAAUAAAAGAUCGAUCUUUAAAUAGCAUACCUACACACAUCCGAAACCAACAACAAAUAUAUUGACAUGGGGAAAAUGACAUCGGUUAUUGUCGUAAAUUUCGGUAUCUGUAAAUAUUCGGGUUAUCGCCCAGCCCUACUUGGUAUUAAACUUUUAGAUUAUAACUUACAGCUGGUUUAACAGCCCCUCAUGGGAGGUCUCUUUAUGUACCUCUAAAAGUAAUGCUCAGGUGCAGUACUCUGAGUCCCAGCAUGUUGAGAGGCGGAAAGUAGUCUAAUUAUCAGAUUUGUGACACCACCAAACAGUUGCUGCGAUUGGUUUCCCAAUUACAAAUAGUUUUUCUAUUUAACUCUAGUCUUCUCUUGUCUUCCUACGACUUCCAUCCGAGUCUAUUUCUCUUCUGCAGCUUGAAAUUUGCCUACCAAAUGUCCUCCAACAUUAUUUACCACUUGUGCGCAGAGACUGCUGUCCUUGCAGGCUGUGUGCUUGUGCUGAAGCCGUCUGCUUCCUUAUAUAGAAUAAUGGCCAUGAACUCGAUAGGUCACACGUGGAUAAGGACUUGAAGUGAUUGGAGAGUGAAGGGAUUAUACAACUACAUAUGAGAGAAAGAUGAGGCUUUAUGAUUAAUAUUAGAUGCUGUACACUAAACUUCAUACAUGCUUGCUGUUUGCUGUCCUCUGUAUUCACUCCGUUUUGUCCCUGUGAGGUUUUCAAAACUGAUUUAAAUGCUCCAUUGAUUUUACAGUCAUUUUUGAAAAGGGUUUAAGGUUUUGAAUUCCUUUGAAGAUGACAGUAAUUGGUGGUCUUUCAAAUACUUCAUCACUGAUGGAGCAGAUGCUUUGUGUGUUCUGUCAGCUAUCAGAUUUUUUGGCUGCUUUUGCAAUUUCUUAUCUGCCAGAGAAUUUUUUUUUUCCCAUCAACUAAAUGUUGGCCUUCUGUUGGGUUUAUAGUUAGUGUUCUUUGUGUGUUUGAUCUUUUCACCCCCUUUUCCUUUUUUGAAUAAUUUAUCUUUUUUUGUGCGGUUGUGUACGUUUAGCAGGAAGAGGCAGCGGUGUCAUCAAGCGCCCACUCACAAGCUGUCAGUAUUCAAAACCCAGAGGCAGAUGCUCCCUCUGAACUGUCCCACUCAGAGAACAACAGUAAGAUCUUUUUACCUGCUUUUCUCAAACUCUCUGCUUCCUGCAGUUCCUCCCAAUUGUUAGCUUAAGGCACUACUGUGUGUGUUUACCCCUUCACAGACGUGUGAGUCAUCUCCUAACUUUGUCUGUUAUAUUUUCUGUAUGGAAGUAGUUUUUAUUGUUUUUUUAAGAAGCCUGCUAUUUCACUUUGCAAAUUCACUUCACCCACCCAGCAAAAAGUGGUUGAAAAGUCAUUGAAAAGACGUCUUCACCAGACAUCUAAUCAACGUCUAGAUUUGGAACGUCUAAAUGAAGCCCAGUUUUCAACGUCUUCUUUCAGGCUAAAUUAUGGCCAUGGUGGGCCAAUGUGAUUUAGCCUGAAAAAAGAUGUUGGGUGUUUGGUGGGUUAGUGUUUAUUGCAUCUUUAUUGACUGAUGGCAUUAUUCUCCUUGUGCAAAUACAUGUUAAAAAAUGGUUAAGUUGAGUUGCAUGAAACACAACGUUUUAUCUUUCCAGUUCUGUCUACAGGCCUUUUGGGAUAGAUCAAACUGAAUAUUAUUUUGCGAAUUGUCUGAUUUUCCAACAGAUGCAGAGGCUCACGUGACUGCAGAUUCUCACUCCUUACCUGAGAAAGAGCAGACGGUCUCGCUGAGUUGCACCCAUCCCACAGAGUCCAAGAUGGUCCCUGACAGCACAGCACCAGAAGCGGAUGAAACUAUCGCCCAGAAAACAAGGUGAAUUUGGACAUUUAUGAAUGGGUCUGUUUUCCUUGAGUGAAACACCCGUUCAUAUAAAGUACUGUUGAUUUCCAUUUUGUUACUUUAAGGAGUUGCAAAACUGAUUUUCGAACAGUGCAGAUCCAGCUUGUUGUAGUCGUCCUGAAAGAAUAUGAAACAAAUUCAAUCAAGCUCUUUAAAUAGAUUCUUCAUUUCACCUGAAAGAGAGAGAUCACCAUGCAAAAGGCACUGUCUACUUAAAGGGUAACAUUGAAUCAAUCCUUUAUUCCGAGAUAUAUCUGACAUAAUAAUCCAAAACAAAGUAGAGUGCGAUGAUAGAGCAGGAGAAUUAUUGGAAAUUAAGUCAAAAAAAAAAACUAGACGUCUAAUAGUCAUCUGUUGCUCACUGGGUGAUGCUUACGAAUAAAAUUACAUCAUUGAUAGUAAAAUCUCUGACAAAUGUAUAUUUAAUCCAUCAGACAUUCAAAUCAUGAUAUUUUUUCCCCACUGUGUGUCUGACGUAUCUAUCAAAACAAAUUCAGUACACUCCUGUAACAGGCUGAAGGCCACAGUGUCAGCACUUAUCUGCAACAGGUGUGCUGCAGCUGCAAACUCUCCCCGCCUCCAUGCUGCUCUCUCUGUUUCCUCAACCCAAGUUUGUUAUUUUCUUAACAUAGAAAGAGAAUCAAUCCUCUGUUUUACCACUUUUACCUGCAUGUGAUGCACUUUAAUCAGUAGAGCAGCAGUGAUAGCACAGCAGCAAAGCAUCAUGGGAGAGUUUAGAAUCCAGGUGUUACACAAGUUGGAGUGUUAAAAGAGGGAAACGCUGCAGAAUUAAACACUUGGUACAAACUUAUACUAAUUCUUGUCUUUUAAGGACAGCUGAAAGUAAUGACUUUUUAAUAAACCUUUGGCUUUGCUGCCAUCGUGUCGUUCCCCCCUCAUUCUGUUGUCUUUGUGUCCCCUAACAUCCUGUCCACACCUUCAUAGGCUUCAUCUGUCGUCACUGUACAGAGUUAUGCCAUUUCCCUACGACAUGGCCCACAUUUGUUAGUCAAACGGGUGUUUUCCCCGCCGUGGGAGGAGUGUGCAGCCUAAUAAGCAUUGCUGCUUCCAUGCUUUGCAUAGUAUAGUCAACACACAACGAGACAAAGGCUGUUCCUCAUCUCAUUGCUUUGAGUGGCCGGACAAAAUGUUAAUUUUGCGUCUAGUUCAAGAUCAGAAAAAGAAGUCCUUGACUGUCUGUUUUUGAUCUCUUUACUUGUGGUUAGCAACCAGCCAACCAGUGAGGAGAGACGAGAAGAGGAGAAAGAAGCUGAAGCCAACUCGAGCGCUGUAGCCAUGAACCGCACUAAGGUUGGUAACAGAGGGGAAGUGUUUUAAUGCAUGAGGGUAUCAUUCAUUUUACCACAGGCUUGCCUCUGCUUCCCCUUCCUCUUUUUGACCCUGUGGCUGUCACCUUCAAUCUGCUGCUCCAUGUUGAGAUUUGAGUUUGUGUGUUUUCAGGUGAGGUAGGCGGCGAGUGUGACAGCGAUGUGUUUUCUGUCCCUGCAAACCAAUUAGUAAACACAACGAGCUGCUUUUGAUGUAGGGUGUAUAUAUACAGUGAGAUCUCUCCAUGGUAAUUAUCCUCAGUCUUAGCCGCAGAUGCAGCACAUCAGUUCAGGCUCCAGCCAAGGCUGUUUGGUGUUGUGAUGCCUCUGUUUGUUUUGCUGAUCUGCUGAGGGAUCAAUCGGAAAGGUUUAUGCAGUCUCCUCCCGGUAGAAGCUUUGAGGUGGACCAAGAAUAAGUCUUUGUUUAAACCCAGUUUAAGUUUUAAUUUUUCAAAAUUAAAACAAAUCUUUUGUCUUUUAUUUAAAGACAUUUGUGAUAAAAGUCAGUUUCGUAUUUAUAACUCUACAUCAAAACACACAAAAGCUUUUCAAACCAGUGAAUAUGAACAUAAUCAAACACAAAUUGAUGUCAAAAUACAUUUUAGCAACGUGUGGUGACAUUUUUGCAUCGUUGACCACGCGCUGUAUGCUCUCUUUAAUUAGGAUGUGGUUUCACUUGAUUAACCUUCCUCCUGUGUUAGCUUUUACUACACACCCAAUAUGUUAAGAGUCAGUUUUGACCUGUGUCUGUAAAUUACACUAAAAACAAUUCUAUAUCAUCCAAUUUGCUUCUCAUCUCUAGGUUCCCUUGUUAGGCUUCAUUAUCCAUGAAAAUAUUCUUACAAUAGUUUUUGUUGUGGUCCUCUGGGUCUUUCUUUGUCAGUAUACCCCUCAUACAGAUAUCUAUACUGAACUGAUCUCACAUGUCUGGACAUUUCCCAACGUUGUUUUUUGUGCAGAGAAAAACAUGGAAAAUGAGAAUUUCCUAAAUCUCACAUGAUUGACAGAAGAUCUGACUGUCAGUGCGGUGCCUGACAGUGCUCUUGCUCUAAUCAUUCGAUAUUGAUCUAACCAGGUCAACGGUGACCCUAACACCAGAAGUGCCAUAAUUUUAAUAAUCAAUCAAUCAAUCAAUCAAACUUUAUUUGUAUAGCACCUUUCAUGCAAGCUGCAACACAAGGUGCUUUACAAAAAGAUAAAAACAAACAACGGAAAAAUAAAAACAAAUAACGGUAAAUAUAAGGCAAUUAAAUAAGCAUAGAACCCGUCCCUUCCCACCCACAGCAACACAUACAGGCAUGCACAGCAGCAUUUUAUAAUUCAGUCAAUUUAUAAUUUUAUUUUUAUUUUGUUGAAAUAGAGAUUCCUGACAAAGUCAAAAAGUCUUGAUUCACAAAAGCUAAUUUAAGUGGUUCUUUUAAGCAUUUAAAAUCAAAAACAGGUCAGUGCAGAUCCUAACACAGGAGGUGGUUUAAAAAUUGGAUCUAUAAUUUGGAUCCCAAAAAAAAAAGAGCCGCCAGUCAGGAGCUGAUGAAUCAGAUUAGUAAACGUGACAUUUUUAAACCAGACGUAUUAGCUGCUUUUUUUCUUUCUGCUGUUGAUCAAUGACAUUUAAGCCUCCUUGGAUAUUGUGCCUCGGUUCAACGGUUAGCAGCUUCCCUCCUAUUCUGAGCGUUGUCAAAGCGGAUAUUAUGCACACUCAUUACACAAUAUCCCAUUGCAUUGCUCAGAGCACUCACCUUGUUCCAUUGUGCGUGUGUAUCUCCGUGUGUGUGUCCACAGGACUGUGUAUGCACGCAGUCCGCCUCCACUACUUUCGCACAGUGCCAGUGUUAAUGUGUUCUCUUAGCACCCCUCUCAGCCACACACACACACACUGACACACACUCACGCACACAGAGCUGCAGGGCUCUCCAUGAAGCUCCAUAUUAUAUAAGAAAUCAGCCCAAUCUUUCUCUUCAACACUCUUUACAGCUUAGAAAGCAUUUCACUGCCAUGGGACAGGUACGCUCCAUGUAAUGAAUGUAUGUUUCUUUUAAUCAUUGACCAUUUUCUUAUUAUGCAGGCCAGACAACCGGUGCUGCACAGCCAGAGUUUUCAUUCUCUCACUUUCUCCCUCAUCUCUGCCGUCUACUUUUGUCCAUUUCAGAGCCUGAGCCAGGACCAAACGGCAGACAGAUUAGCAGCGGAGGACAGGUGAGUGACUCUGGGAACACUGUGAACUGAUUUUUUUUUGGUGUCGUUUUCUCUCAAUCUUAUUUUUUCUUGAUUUGUUUUGCUGCAAACUCUAUACUAGCUUGUAACGGCUCACUCCUCAAUGGUGUGUUUCAGCACGUGUCUUCUCCCAGUGUUGGUAGAAGAGGAGGAGAGUGUUCUGGACAAUACGGCCGAGGUAUCAACAGUAGCAGGUAGCAUGGAAGGUAAGAAGACCAACUCAGAAAUCUGUGCAUGUGCGAAAGAGAAAGCGAGAGGAGAUGAUAUUUCCGAGCUUGUUUGUUUAUGCCUUUGCACAUCAGAGUGUUAGUUUAUCCGCCCACACACCAACUCCUCUUUUCCAGCAGCAGACCAGCUCACCAGCAGUGGAGCGACCACCUUCUCCGACGGCGGCGGCAGCACUCCUCAGUCAUUGUCCGUCACGCAUGGUAGCCAAUCGGGGAGUGGCAUGGGCAGCGUGACCCCUGACCCCGGCCAAUCAGAGGAUAGUCUAGCGAAAAAGGAUUCCCUCCCCUCCGGUGGCAAAAAUAAGAGGGAACUGGUAAGACCUGCUCAACUCCCACUUUCUUUUUCACUGACUGGUAGUUAAAUGUCUGUUUGUUGGUUUAAAGCCAUUUGAAUGUUUUUGUGUGUGUUUGGAUGAGUCAUUAGAAAACUUUUCUCUCUCCUUAAGUUUUUAAUUUCACAAAAAUCUGGCAAAUUUAUUCACUUUGAUAAUAUUUUUGAUUGAGUUCAAAGUAAAGUCACAGCAGACGGAGCAGAAAGUUUAGUUUAAAGUUAAAACAGCCAUGAGUUUUUUUGGCUCAGUCUUAUCUAGGAUCAUUUUAUCAGGAUUCAAUGCCUUCCUCAAUGAUGAGAUUGUGCCAUCAGUACCCUCAUUCAUCAUGAAAUGCCGUCUUUCCAGCUAUGCAAGUGUGUGCUCGCGCGUGCUUUGUGGAAGAGACGGAAGCUUGGAGUGCAAAGGUUCAUUCUGUCUGUUCACAAUCAGGUUUUUCAGAAUCAAGAGCCAACCGCGCCGCCAGCUGCUUUUUUUUAUCCUCAUUUUUAUAAUGUCAGAACUACUGCAGAGAGAGGGAAAGUAAGGGAGUGAGUGAGUGAGGACAGACAGCAGUAUGGACGUGGAGAGCAAUGUGAGUGUGGAGGGCUCUGAGUUAAAAGGAGAGCUUGAGGAGGAGGAGAAGAAGAAGAGAGAUGCAGUACUCUUUGUCCAAACGUUACAGGAGAUUUCACGCAGCAUGGAGACCAUCGAGGAGAACAAGGUUCAAGAGAACCCAAGUGAGACCAACGCAGCAAGUGAGAAGGAGGGUAAGUGUGUUUAGUGUGAGAAUUAUAAACCAUAUUGAUCAUUUUAAUCACUAUCUGUCUCUUGAAGCUAAAUAUUAUUACUGCUUGUAAAGCGACAUGAACAUGGCAACAAUUUGCAGGUAGUGAAUGUGCUCUUCAACCUUAUCAUCCUUUACUCUUUUAGCUGAGAAGUCACAGAUCUCUGACACAGGCGACGCGGUCAAAGACGACAGAAACAGGUACGACAGCAAAUAAUGAAGAACCCUUAGUGAGGAUGUCUUGGUGAAAUGCACAAAGUUUUAACGGUCGUCUCUCUUUCUGCAGCCUGUCACCGAGUGAGAAGGAGAUUGAGGUAUGUAUGCAGUGUGGUCUUGGAGCUGCAUCUUUAUAGAUGGUAGUGACAGAAAUACAUGCAUGCAAGUAGGUGUGCUUAAAUAACAGAUUUAAUACCUUCUCCACAUGCAUAUCAGUUUAAUGCACCACUUUUAGAUUGGCAAAGUGGACUGCAAAGAGUUUUUCCUCUUUUUUACAGUAUUUGGUGUACGUUUCCAGUUAGUUCAGGAAAUAUCACUUAAUCUUCUAUUUCUGCAAAAACAAUCUUUUCAGGGAAAAAUAAAUCUCAUUCAGCUUCCUCCUUCCUUAAACUUAUCAGGAAAUGGUAAACUAAGUCACUUCUGGUUUGUGUGCCGUAAAUCCAUCCCCUUGACCUUAACCUGGUAGCAGCUAUACAGGCCGAUGGUUUAGUUGGAAUAGUCAGUUUUCUACCUGAUGGUCUUUUUUGCCUAUAUAAGGUGUUCAUUAUCGGGUCAAGACUCAACACAGUAGCUUUAAAUAAGAGCCAAGUGUGUUUUUUUGCUUACAGACGGAGUUCCAGCGUCUGGCAUUGGGCUUCAAGUGUGAUAUGUUUACCCUGGAGAAGAGACUCCGACUGGAAGAGAGGUCACGGGACCUGGCGGAGGAGAAUGUGCGCAGAGAGGUGUCCAGCUGCCAGGGUCUACUGCAGGUCAUUAUACAAAAACAACUGCAUAAUUAAGAGGAACGAAUGAACACAUCUGUUAAAUGGGUUUCUCUUUAUCCUUCAAGGCUUUGACUCCUCUGUGUGAGGAUGACAAUCAGUCCAUGGAGAUCAUCCAGAGGCUCCAGAAGAACCUGGAUAUCCUCAUCCAGUCUAUGAACAGGGUGUCCAGUCGCUCGGAGAUGCUCGGAGCUAUUCACCAGGUCAGAUCAUGAGCAUGUGUUUAAGUUUUGAUGCUAUAAUUUGUUGUACAAAGGCGAGGCACAGAGAUAGAUGAAAGUACUUGAAACAGAGUAAGAAGUACAAAUUUAUUAUCAUCAAACAUUCAAAUGUGGUUUACUGCCACCUGCUGUAUUAGAAUAAAAUGGAUCUGAAGAAGUUGAAAAGUAUUUAUUCUGGCCCUUUACCAUCAUGAAUGAAGUUCUGCUGUUAUUGUUAUCAUCAUAAAUCAGUCAACUGAGUGUUUUGCCAUCGUGUCUCAGGAGAGUCGUAUUGGAAAGGCCGUGGAGGUGAUGAUUCAGCACGUGGAAAACUUAAGGAGGGUGUAUACCAAGGAGCACGCCGAGCUGGUUGAGCUAAGAGAGACGCUAAACCAGAAUGAGAGGUCCUUUGGAUCCUCAACUGGUGAGGAAUUUUCAACAGAGAAACAUCCACAUUACUGCCAGUGAGAUAUAAUACAAGUUUUGAUAUCUGAUACUAAACGUAACAACUUUCUCUUUCCUCUUCAAGAUGACUUCCGUGUCAAGAAGCAGCCAACAUCUCAGUACUACAAGGUCAGACAUGGCAGGGUCACAUUCUGUAUGUCCAUGUGUGUUUGGAAGUGAUGUAUAAAUUUGACUUCUUUUACUCUCAAUUACAGUCGUCAGCCAGGCGAGUCAGCAUCGCAGCAAUCCCCCGCUCUGGUGGAGGCAACAUGCACUUUGACAUGGUGAGGACAACAGUGGCAUUGCUUUCAAGAUCACUUUGUUUUAUGACCUUUUUAAUGAUCUUAAAUCAUAACAGAGAUACUUGAAGUCAAAAUACAUUCUCGUAAAGAAAUUAAUAUUGAAAACAAAAACUUCUGCCUGGACCAGUGCAGGCCAGAAGUGCUCACAAAAUCAACUUUCAGUCAGCAAAUUUCAAAGUUUGGGUGUUUUCACAUCAUAGUUCGCUACAGUUUUAUACCACAGUGAGCCUCAUAUAUGAAAAAUGACAAGUUUUGUGCUGCUCUGGUAAAGAUUUAAUCCAAUGAGGUUACAAUAGGGCUGGGCGAUAUGGCCUCAAAUCAAUAUCACGAUAUGUUGAGCAGUUCACCUUGAUAACAAUAAAUGGACGAUAACUACUCCUUCGUCUACUUUAGCCGUCGCUCCAGCCGCUACAACUUUUGAACAGUCCUCCAUCUCCUCACCUGUCUUUCCCUCUUUGUUACGGACUGGAUGGGGUGGAGUCACGUCUCUGACGUAGGACAGUGUCUUAAAGGGACAUGAAACCAUAGCCUACUUACACACAUCCAAAACCAACAUUUAUUUAUGUUUUUGACACGGAAUAUACCGACAUGGGCAAAAUGAUGUCGGUUAUUGUUGUAAAUUUUGGCAUCUGUAAAUUUUCUGUUUAUCACCCAGACCUAGGUUACAAAAUGUCAACUAUGAUGUAACUUCUUUUUCCUCUAAUCAUGAGAAAUGUUUGACUUUCCCUCCACAGUCAAAAACUCAAGAUGGUUCAGAGACUGACGCAGAGAGACUGACCAGGAGAUCCCCGUGGUAAGUAUCUGUAUGAGCUGUUUUGGUGAAAUUUGUCUCUAGAUCAGAUUGAUAUCAGAGGUUUCUCAGUUCCCUCCACUUUUUGGGGAAAUAUUGACUCUGCUUGUCCUCUGCAAGCCACUGAGGCUUGCCGUGCCAUGAAAGUGAGGGCUUUUUGUUGUUAUGCUCCUGUGUGAUAACGAUGGUUUCCAGGAAUGUGGCAGGGAAGAACCCGGCGCGCCCGCCGCUAAAGCGCUAUGUUAGCUCGGCGGCCUGGGUUGACACUGAAGAGCCCUCUCUCAUGAUGAAAGGGUAAGACAUGCCAAGAAGAAAGGCUACCAAGCUGCCUGCCACGAGUCCUUUGACAGUGGACCCAGAUACAUAAAGAUGGCAGCUGUGGAACAAGCACUACGACAGACCUCUGAGCAGAGGAUAUUAUGUAGAAAUAGUUGAAGUAUUCCUGAAAACACAUGGAAAGCAAUCGUUUUAUGUUUGCCCCACUGAGAAAAAAAAAGCACUUAUGUAAUUUUCAGGAGUGUCAGAUGUCAGAAAACAUAUUAUGUGCAACUAUUUCAAGAGAGAGGAUGAAAUAGAAACAUUUAUUAAGAAUUAGUACUAUUUGUACACAGUUAAGUGACUCUGCAGAUGUCAAAAGGAAAAACUCGACUAUUCUUCUGCAAAAACUCUAAACAGUCUGUUUGUGGAGGUUACAUCAGACAACAAAGCAGCCAUCUUUCCUGCAUCUGGUCCCUCCUGGCAUGGGGGAGUGUUUACUAGAGGACAACAUCUUGUUGUGGCUCUUAAAUUUCUGAGACACCAAGGUUAUUUUUUUAUUUAUACUGGACUUGUAAAGCUUUCAAAUGUUUGGGAAUUAUCUGUGCUGAACCAAACCUGGAAAAAAAGAAACUUAAUUAGUCUAAAUGAGGCAUUUUUAAGAAUCUCCAAAUAUUUGAAAGUUGUGGAUUUGCUUUGUGGAAUUAUAACUUGGAAGCAUGUAAUUUGCAUCACAGGGCAUGCAUUUUUUUUCAAAUUUUAAUAAGUAUUUUUUUUAAGCUCUAAAGAAAAUACCUCUGAGACAUGCAGGUAAAUUUCGAUCAGUGAAUAUCCUCUGUCUGCAUAUGCAUGAAAUGUGCAUGUUUUGCAUGUGCACAUGAAUGAUCAGUUUGGUUGUAAAGCCGUGCUCGUGUUGAAUGUGCAACUGAACCGUUUGUUUGUGAAUGCCUGACCCACGCGUGCCAACAGGACGGCCUGCGACAACACCGACUGCCAGUCGGAGGACGAGCAGAAGGAGGAGCCGGUGGCAGAGAGGAGGAGGUCCAGUCUCAGUGAGCUGGGCAACAAAAUCACCUCCUUCAUUCUGCCCCUUAAGACGUUAGUCCAACCAAAUACCCACCACUGGCCUACUGCAGCACCGCUUUCUGCCGGCUAAAAGCUAGGAGGCUAGCUGAAUGUUCAAAGAGUUCAUCAUUUGGCUGUACUGAGGUUCCUCUUAAGCUCUUCUCACCUAACCAUGUUUUCAGUCUAAAAAGUAAAGUGAAGAAUAAGGAACCUCCUAAGUGAUGAAACUCUUUCAUCGUACGGGUCUGUGCUGGACUAGCUUGUUCUUUGCUCCAGGGGUUAAGCAGCUUUAAGUCAUUUUAAUUUUAAUCUUCAGAAAUUUACUUGUAACUUUUGACUGUCUUGAGAUCAGUGUUUGUCAGCCUGACAUGCCACACCUCAUGAUUUUGUUUCAUGCAUGGAUAUCAAGUUAAUCUUUGGUGUGAGGCUAACAAAUCAUCUGACUGAUUACCAGCGAAUCUUUACUUUGCUAACCCUGCUGUCAUCCGCUCUCUUAAUUGUACGUGCAAACUACUACACUUGGACCAUUUCAUCCGUUUUUAUGGGACAACUGAGUAUUUUGUGCCAGCAGAUCAUGUUUUUCUCAACUGUCUUUUUCUUUUUUUUUUGCUCUUUUCCUCCCUCCACAUUGCUCAGGAGUCAGGAUGAGCUGUUUGUAAUGCUGUAAGUGUGAAGGGAGGAGGCUCCAAAGUGGAAAUUGCUUUCGGAUUCUAUUUCUGUCUUUUAAAAAAACAGCGUUGAAUGCAUGUAAUAGCCCUGCAUUUUCAGCCAGGAGUGCCCAUCAAACACGACUUACGUCACACUGACUCUCAUAUAGACUGUAAAGUGAUUUUUGAACAGCUCUCCUGCUGCUACCAAUUCCAGGCUGAAAUUGUCUUCUGCCUUUGCUUGACGAGGCAAAACUCAAAUCUGCCUUCCAUGCCAACUGCUAUUAUUAACUGUGUUGCUGACAGCUUUUUCAUUACGCUUGUGAAGAUGAUGUGAAUGAUUUUGCUUUUCUGAAACUGUUUGAAACAAUGAUAAAAAAAAAAAAAAUUCUGAUUGCACCAAGCUUCAGCUCAAAUCACAGCCUGCCAUUCAUCGCUUUUCUUACCACAUGUCUUCUGUGAAAACAUAUUAUUACUUCACGUCAUUUUUGCUAAUUUAUCUAAUCUCAUCUCCUGGUAACAUUUUCAUAUCUUUCAUUACCCGUCCCUAGUCCAAGUCCAGCCUCCAGCCCUACAUCCACAGAACCAGGGAUGGUCCAGUCUCUGUCCCACAGCCUGACCUCUUCAAGAGCUGCAGCGGCGGCGGCGGUAGCCAGAAGUGGCAGAGGGCUCUGGCUUUGGUUAGCCAUGGUGGUGGUUCUAGCAGGUACAUUUGUUUGUCUGUUUCAACACUUUUUAUUGUGCAAAUUCAAAUUUUAGAAGAAAAGCUGUCAUUUUCCCAAAUGCAGUUAAAGGGAUAUUCCGGCGUAAAAUUAAUUUAGGCUCAAACACGCCGUAACACCGAGUUAGACACCUCCCCGAGAGAUGAAUGAUGGCGACCUCUUUCUUCUCCAGUUAUACCAACUUUAGCAAUGACCGCAGGAUAGCAAUACACAGCGGUCUGAGGAGCCAUAAACAAAACUCAACCGAAACACCACUCUAUAGCCACAAAUAAUGCUCAGAACAGUACCUAACUUCAUCAACAGGACAUAUAGGGUCACAGACAUAGUACUAGCCACCAAACAUCUUUUUAACUUUGCCUAAUUUCUUUAGCAAAGAGACUAAACACAACUCACCUACUCUCUUCCAGCAGCCGCUUGUUUGUAGCGAGACCUGGGGCCAGUUCCUUACAGACCACAGCGGGGUGACACAGCUCAAGGAAGAACAUUUAUGAUCAUUUCUUCAUGGAAAUGCAAUCAGACCGAGACACUAAGGCAGAUGAACUACCGCGUCUGCAGUGCAAAAUGAUUAAUAUGAUGAUUAUUACUUCAACAAAAUGAUAAAGAAAUUAUCGUAAAUGUUCUUCCUUGAGCUGCAUCACCCCGCUGCAGUCUGGCCUGUGGUCUCGCUACAAACAAGCGGCUGCUGGAAGAGAGUAGGUGAGUUGUGUUUAGUCUAAAGAAAUCAGGCAAUGUUUAAAAGAUGUGUGGUGGCUGGGCUGGGACCCUAUAUGUACUGUUGAUGAAGUUAGGUGCUGUUCUGAGCAUUAUUUGUGGCUAUAGAGUGGCGUUUUGGUUGAGGUUUGUUUAUGGCUCCUCAGACCGCUGUGUGUUGCUAUCCUGCGGUCAUUACUAAAGUUGGUAUAACUAGAGAAGCAAGAGGUCAACAACAUUCAUCUCUUGAGGGGGGGUCAUACUCUGUGUUAUGGUGUGUUUGACCCUAAAUUAAUUUUAUGGCGGAAUAUGCCUUUAAAAGUUUACGGUUGCCCUGCAGGUCUCUUGGCACUGCUGGCCAGCCUUGUGAUGCAGCCAGCAGUGGAUGCUGCCCCUGUGGGGACCGGGGACUCAUGGAUGACAAUCCAGCAGCUGCUGUGGCCUUACGCAGGGCUCCGACACAACGGACAGCCCCCUGUCUAACCCCUGAGACCCCGGGGUAGAUGGCUGAACUGGCUGUCAGCCCUCUAUGGAAAUAAAUGGUGCACUGGGUUGGUGAAGAAGAAAGUAGUGUGCCAGACCUAAGCAGAGGCUGUUGAACGUUCACUGGUGCCUGAAGAUUUCUGAAACAGGACUCGCAGUGACAGCACAGGCCUCAGGGGAUGAGUAACCCUAUGGAGGAUUUUAUGCAUCACAUCACGUUUGCAAAAUUAGUUAGUCUGUUUGGCGUGUAUGGGUGUGUCUAUGUUCAAAGUAAAAAAAAAAAAAUGCAGUUACAGGCGGUGAACUCCUGAAAGUCCUUGACACAAUGAUGCAGCUCUCCUGUCAGUGCUUAUGGUAACUGCCUACUUGGACCCAACACGGCUUAUCAAAUCAGGCUUGACCAGUCACCAGAGCUGCUGGCACACAUCGACCAAUCAUGUUAGAGCUUUGAUAGCACUGAUCCACCGAGUCAUGCCAUGGGCCGCUGUGCAGUUUUCCAUUGACAAGCAUCAUGGAUGAUGGCUCUGAUUGUGCCACAUGGCUUUUUAUACACAUUUCAUGCACUUAAAAAAGGGACAGUCCGCCUUUAAAUUGACAUUUUCCAGUCAUUUCCUCGUGUAUUGUAGAGGAUAUUUUAUACCUUUGAAGUCGAUAAACACUGGUAAUAAAACCUUCAUUUUAUGUGUUUUUAAAAAUUUGAAAUCUUCUAUUUAUGAGAUUUUUAGUUAUGAGUGGGGAGAUGUGAAUAUAUGUUUAUUUUUGUUAAGUUAUAAAUCUACAUGGUUUAAGUCUUUACACCAAAGCGUUUUUUUUAUUUUUCUCUCUAUGUUCUUGCUGUGACAUUCACUCUUUUCAACUUUAAACGUGUUCCAAAGAAGUGUGGAACUUUGCACAAAUAAAGUAGCUUAUUCUACAAAAGA
This is a messenger RNA of Xyrichtys novacula (pearly razorfish), 31027 nucleotides long. The record is from the annotation of a GenBank genome assembly. Lineage: Eukaryota; Metazoa; Chordata; Actinopteri; Labriformes; Labridae.